Molecule: messenger RNA, 6123 nt
Organism: Branchiostoma belcheri (Belcher's lancelet)
Lineage: Eukaryota; Metazoa; Chordata; Leptocardii; Amphioxiformes; Branchiostomatidae
Product: FH2 domain-containing protein 1-like
Exons: 11
Coding region: 61-5079 (1672 amino acids)
Source: RefSeq, a predicted model, not a curated record
CCCCCUCCCGGUGCUCCCCUACUCCAAACCCCUACCUCCACCGUCAAGCCAAAGUACAAAAUGAGAAGACUGAACUGGAAUAAAUUGACGACACACCAAGUGAAGGGAAAGCGCAAUAUAUGGACGCAGCUAGCUAACUCUAAGGAAAACGGGUACUCUGUAGAUUAUGAAAGUUUGGAGGAACUAUUUCGGCAGACAAAUGCUACUGGAAAGGCCAUCGAGCCCGCUUUGGAUAAUUCCGAAGGACCAGAAAAGAAAGUCAAAGAAACAAAUGAGGUUGCUUUGUUUGACUCGAAGAAAAGUUUGAACCUCAACAUCUUCUUGAGGCAGUUCAGAUGUUCGAACGAAGAGAUCAUCGAUAAACUGAAGAAGGGAGACAGUGAGACUAUUGGUGCAGAAAAGCUCAGGGGUCUAUUGAAGAUAUUACCGGAGAAGGAAGAUAUCGAGCUGCUGGAGUCUUACACCGGUGACAGAGAGAAGCUAGGCAAUGCAGAGAAGUUCUUCUUGCUGCUGCUAGGGUUACAAAAUUACAAGCUUCGCAUAGACGGCAUGCUGCUGAAGGAAGAACUCAACUCCACCGUAGACUACCUCGAACCUUCCAUAGACACCAUGAUUAAAGCUGGGGAAGAACUCCUCAAGUGCAAAGCCUUACAAGAUAUCCUCCACAUUGUGCUAAUAACGGGCAACUACAUCAAUGCUGGUGGGUACGCUGGAAAUGCUGUUGGAUUCAAGAUGGCGUCCCUUCUGAAACUUGUGGACACCCGCGCCAACAAGCCAGGCAUGAACUUCAUGCACUACGUAGCUUUGCAAGCGGAGAAGAAGGACAAGAAGCUCCUACAAGUUGACGCUCAGCUGAAAACACUGGAAGAAGCUUCAAGACACUCUGUUGAGAACAUCAACACUGAGGUGAAACAACUGGCCGAGAAGACAAAGUCGGUGGACAAACAGUUAGAGAAGGCUCAUCGUGACGUCAGAAUUCAGCUGAUGGAUUUCCUCAGGACGGCUAAGAUGGAUGUCGAAGACCUCCAGUCCGGGAUGAAGAAGCUGGAGAAGCUGCGUAAGAAGCUGGCAGAGUUCUUCUGCGAGGAUGAGACCCUCUUCAAGAUCGAGGAGUGCUUCAGCGUGUUUCACCAGUUCACACAGAGGUUCAAGAAAGCUAUCGAGGAGAACAAGGAGCGUCAGAUCAAGGAGGAGCGGGAGGAGCAGCGUCGUAAGGAGCAGGACCUGCUGGAGUCAGCCCGGAGUCAGCGGAGACACUCGCUCGCUCUCACCGGCUCCGUCUCCUCCCUCCUCCCGGAGAGAGAACCCAGCCCCGAGCCGGAGGAGAAGGACACCGGCCCGAUCGUCGACAAACUCCUGGGGGAUAUUCGGAGUGGAUUUGCUCGCAAGCGAGGGGAGAGUGUGCGCGCCAGGAUAAAGCGGUUAGAAGGACUUGGUCCUAAGGACGCGAAGGCUGCGGAAAAGGCUGACGAACAGGGAAACGAGAAAACUGAAGACGAAAACGUUGUAGACUCAAAGCUGACCAAUGGGCAUGAGAACACGGGUACCGAUAAGACUCCCGUACUGAAGGGCGUUCCAAAGGUGGGAAGUCCGACACCAGACUCUAGUAAACAGUCCAAGGAUUCACCAACAGCUAGGAAGAUGAGAACGCCAUCCUCGAAUGAUGACGACAACUUGUUCGAAUUCUUGCUGCAGGGUGAAAACGGUGACCUGAUGAACAAACUCGACAGCGCGCAGAUGAAGACGCGCAGGCCGGCACGAAGGCGGAUAAGAGACGUUGAUCUCCGGUUGAAAGAAACUAACGACCGGGAGACCAGCACGCCAGGCCGCCGCUGGAGGAGUACGGUAGAGGGUAGGGAGGUGGACGUUGCUCUCAGGCAAUGGGCUGCGAAACAAGAAGCCGCCGAAGCGAAAGAAACUACUAAAGACGUGACAAAAGAGGAGGACAAAGAAACGAAACCAGCUCCGAAGAAAUGGAGAACUGCAAUGCAGGAAUGGGAAGCUGCAAACCCCGAGCAGCCGUCUUCACCUAGAAAAACAUCCAGCUUCUCCAAGUUGGAGAGCAGCUCCGAGAGGAGUAAGAGGAGAUCCUCAGAACUUAUGCAGUCCUCGAUACCGGAGGAGCCUGAGAACGUUACAUCUCCGGCGAAGGGGAAAAAGGCUUCGACUUCGUCUGAGAAACUCGACACCAAAGAACCUGAAAGAGAAAUUGCCUCCAAACGGAGCGUGAGGGCCAGCCCUCUGAACGUCAGUGACCGGUCUGCCACCAGCAGACGAUGGCGCAGUAGCGUGGACAGCAGGGAGGUGGAUAAGGCGGUGAGAUCAUUCGAUAAAUCGAAGAGAGAUCUAAUCAAACCGAAGAAUUCAACUUUGAUACGGACUUCCACCCUUCAGGAUAGACCCAGCACGACUACUAGUACUACAGAGCCAAUGUGGCGGAGGUCUUAUAAAUCCACAGACGUAGAAAAAGCAAUCAAGGCAGAGCCGCUGUCGAAGUCAUAUAGAGACAAAGCAAGCACUAAAACAGAUGACAUUGAUGCACGGUUGAAGAAAAGAAGAGAGGAGCGACGAUGGCGAAGUUCGCUAGAUUCGAAGGAAAUCAACUCAGCAGUUCGGAAGUUUGAUUUUGAUAGUCGCCGGAGGCAUUUUGACGGGUCUCGCGGUAGCUCUCAGAGUUCGUCCUUGGAUUCGAGUCCUCACGACAGCCGGGGGAGUACGCCUGAACCCGUGAGAAGGUCGGACAAGCGGACGUCGGUCUCCAACAGAAAGGAGACCCCAAAGAACAUUCCCGAGUCCCCCCGGAGGACAAAAGCAUUCCCCGGGGGUGCCGUCAGGGUCCGCAGUCCAGACACCGAGAAAAAGGACCUCCCUGGCAAGACUCAGGACAAAAGUUCCGCGAAUAAAAAGCCAGGAAUCGAGAUUACCGCAGACGGUUUGAAAGGAAAAAUCAAGGAGGAAAUACGUGACAAUAACAAAGGUGGUACUGAUGAGGAUAGCGUCAAAACUCGCGAUCGUUUAGGAAGGAGAUGGAGAAGUAGCUUGGACAAGAGAGAGGUGGACGUUGCCUUGAGAAGUCACGAGACGAAAGGCAGGGAAAGUGCAAUACACAAACCGGUGGAGAAGAAAGGAGCUGAGGAGGAGAAGAAGGUGGAAGUGAAAGAAUCGAAGUACGCGAAAAGAUGGCGGGAGAAGGUUUACGGUGAGAAGGACGAGAGUGGUGCUGAGGAGAAGGGGAAGGAGACGGUUGUGUCAACCAUGCACGUGAAGGAGGACAGGGCGCCCGUGCAGAAGAGAUGGCGCAGCGCGGUGGACAGAACAGAGGUAGAUCUCGCGAUAAAACAGCACGAGACUAAAAUGUCGAAAGAUUCGGAGAGUGUGGGAGUGAGUCAGGAGGUGGCCAAACUGACGGAGAAGAGUGAUCGCGGUGUGCACGACCGCAGGCGGCGGAGUGCCAGGGGGUCUGUAGACGUCAAGGACAUUAAAGCAGCCAUAAGUAAGACGAAGGAGGACGACAAGAGUACGGUUGAAAAGUCGGGUAAAAGCCUCACGACCACAACAAGUGGGCAGGACUCUGAGGGGGAAGAAGAAGAAUCUUCCCGCCCGCUCUUCGGAAGUGUUCGCGGGAGGAUGAAACGGUACGAGAAGAGUCAAACUCAGGAGGACGACGGUAGCCAGACGGGCGUUACCGGAAACGGGAUCAGGGUGGCCAACAGGUUCGGCCGGCGGUCGCGAACUGACGUCGACCCGAAGGACGUGGACGUCGUGUUACGGUCGGGCAUGAAGAGUAUCAAGGAGGAGAAGGAGACUGCGGAAGAGGAUAAGUCUCCGCGUCGGGAGAUACCGAAACCCAAACCAGCCCUGCUCCGGCGGUGGACCAGUCUGAUCGACGAAACCGCCAUGAAGAAGGUAACAGAAGAACCAGGCUCGGUCGGGAAGAGACUGAAAAACUUCAUGGAGAGAAAAAUCAGUAAAGACGACUAUGACGUCCCACCGGCGGGUAGCUCUCAAAACAGACGAUGGACUACAAGUGACUUCGAUACUACUUCAGCGGUUGAGCCAGCGGUCAGGCAGAAUGACCGGACAAAGGAGAGACUGAAGGAAAGACUUGCGCGCAUAAGUGAGAACGUUAAGGCGAGUGACUGGACUGAUGAACCUAAACACGGAGGGUCACUCGAGCCCACCCACGCUCCCUUGGUGGCGAAGUACUCCUCCGAUAGCGGCAGGUCGUCCAGACCCAGGUCGGAGGACAUCAGUGACAAAGUCUCUCCGGAGAAAACCACUCCGGGUGACGAAUACAACGGCGACAGCGACCUGGAUAACGACGACGAAGGGUUCGAGACGGAGUCUACCGUGAGCUCGAACAUCGACAGCGUGGCAGACAAGGUGGGCAGUGUGGACGGAGAGGGCAACGGGAGCCCGGCGAGAGAAAGUGCGGGAGUGUUCCGCGCCAUUGGCAGCAGGAGAGACAGCCUGGGGUUGGAUGAGCCGUCAGCGCACACGUGUCACAGCCCGCAGUCCAGCGUCGACUCCUCGUUCGACCAGUCGGACAUCACGGACACCGACUCCAUCACGUCCGGCGGGCGGGACUCCAGGCCCAGCAGCCAGACCUUCUCCGAAGCCGACGGCAAACAUCAUCAGGACGCCGUCAGGUCGUUCCACAAAGUCUCGCCAGGGGGAGCGAAAACACAGAGCAGUGCCGAGACCAGGAAUGGCCUGCCGGUCCCCCGGAAACUGAGCCUACCGAAGUUCGACAAGGCUCCGCCACCGAAGCGCAUCCCGGGUACGUUUGCCGGGAAGGUUGGACACUUGUUGAGCAAGUUCGAUCAAGGAGGUCCCGGUGGCUCCACGACACCAGCCGCGAAGUCAGGCAACUCCGUGCCGAGGAGGAACACUAUUGCAUCGUUCACCGUCCCGAAAAAUGGCACCGACUCGAGCAAGCUGUCCAGCCCGGAGAGAGAGAACAUUGCUCCCGAUCCACAGAAGGCCGCGGCACGGGACACUAUCGUGCAGGCCAUCGAGUCCGCCAUCGAGACACAGCGGUCACCUUCGGCAAAGGAGAUCAAAUCUGCCGAGGACUGAACAUUAACACAACGUGAAGUAUAACCAGUAUACCGUUAUACUCGUAUACAGUGAAGACAGUAUUUUAUUGGGAAGGAAAUAGUCAUCCCUGAGAGCUUUGAGGGAAGAAUUAGCUUUAUUAUGUUUAAAGUCAAUGCAAUUUGAAUUCUAAUAGCGAAUUAAUAGGUAAUUAAUCUUGUCUUUCCAUGGAAUGAUGUACAAUAUUUUUGAGAACCAUGUGAAUCGAUCGGUACAAGUCAGGAAACUUCCGUCAGCAAUAAUCCAAACUGCCAUUCCGAGAAGUAUUAACGCCACUUAGCGGAUUUAUCUUAGACUGCAUGUUCCUCAGGUGCCGUUAGAUGUUGCAAAACGAACAUUCUCCCACCACAGGGCAUUCUUCAAUACACCGAUCCUGAAGCCCCGCCCACCUCCGUCGAAACAAAGAAAUGCAACUAUUGGCGGACUUGCAGCCGCUCUCUCAUUGGUCGAACCGGUGAUUGCCAUUCACUCAUUGGUUGAACUUCUAAUUGUGAUGAACAUUUGGGAUCGUUUCUAAAGACCGACCUGACAGCCGCUCUCUCAUUGGUCGAACCAGUAAAUUGCCACUCUCUCAUUGGUUGAACUUUUAAUUGUUAUGGACUGUCUCUUGACCCAUUCUGACAGUCCAAUCAAACCAGCAGUCUAGAGAACGAAAAAGAGAGAGUUUGUACAUGAAUGUAGCUGAAUGCGUCCGUCAAUUUUUUGCAUUCAUAUGUUUUUCCCAAAUCUGUUUAUGCGGCUAUAUGGAUCGGUGUAUUGAAUGGUUGUCUGGAGUGGCGUUCAAUAGGUGUUUUCUAUCCAGGGUUUGCGCUUUUUUCCUAGGGUAUAUUUGACGUGACGCUACUUUAACUCCAUGGAGGUAGACUUUGUUUUGAUACAAAGGCAACAUUUGAUGGCCCUGAGGACAUAGAGAAGUAUUAAUAUUAAUACAAUAUUAGUUCACUUUGCACAACUUCACACACAAGUAGCUCAAUAUAUGACAACUUGUCCGCCGACGGAAUGUUAUACAACAUAUUUCUCUCGAAA